Molecule: messenger RNA, 1281 nt
Organism: Strongyloides ratti
Lineage: Eukaryota; Metazoa; Nematoda; Chromadorea; Rhabditida; Strongyloididae
Product: Troponin T, skeletal muscle
Exons: 3
Coding region: 1-1281 (426 amino acids)
Biological process (GO): sarcomere organization; muscle contraction; regulation of muscle contraction
Cellular component (GO): troponin complex
Molecular function (GO): tropomyosin binding
Source: RefSeq, a predicted model, not a curated record
AUGGUUCUUGAAGUUUAUGAGCGUCGUUUCGACGAUGAAGAAGAAGAGUAUGAAGAGGAAGAAGAAGAAAUUGAAGAAGAAAUUGAGGAAGAACCAGCCAGUGAAGCUGCCGAACCAGCUGCUGCUGAAGAAGAAGAAUCUGUUGCCGAAGAAGCACCACCUGUUGAAGAACCAGCUCCUAAACCAAAACGCCCAGAACCAAAAGAAGAGGAACCAGCUGAGUCUAUGACUGAAGCUGAACGCGCUAUCUUAGCCCAAAAGAAACGUCAUGAAGAGGAACAAGCUGCUAAACUUCUUGAUUACAGUGAAAGACGUCGUAUUGAAAAGGAACAACAAGAGGAAGAAAUCCGUCUCUUGAAAGAAAAACAAGAAAGACGUCGUCAAGAAAGAGAACAAGAAGAAAGAGAAUUUGCUGAAAUGAGAAGAGCAGCUGAAGAAAAUAGAAGACGCGAGGAAGAAGAACGCAAAGCCCGUAUAGAAGCUGAAAAAGCCAGAAAGAAUGAAGAAAAACUUAAAAGACAACAAAUGAUGGCUGGAAGUUUUGCUGGACAUUCUUCUGGAACUAAUGGACCUAACUUUGUUAUUCAAAAGGGAGAACAUGCUGACACUAAAGCAAGUAAUCUUACUGGUGCUCAAAAGAAGACCGCUCUUACUAAAGAACAACUUGAAGAACAAAAGGCUGCUUACCUUGCUGCUGUUACAAGAAAACCAGAUAUUUCAAACAUGAUGCCAAAUGACUUGAAGGAAGCUAUUAAAUCUCUUCAUUCAAGAAUUGUUAAGCUUGAAGCUGAAAAAUAUGACCUCGAGAAGAGAAGUGAAAGACAAGAGUAUGAUCUUAAAGAGUUGAAUGAAAGACAACGCCAAGUUGCUCGUAACAGAGCCAUCCAAAGAGGUUUAGACCCAGAUGAGGCAUCAAACUCAACUCAUCCACCAAAGGUAACCGUUUUCUCCAAAUUCGAUCGUCAAAUUGAUAGAAGAUCAUAUGGUGAUCGCAGAGUUCUAUUUGAAAAACCACAACGUAAACCAAAAUUGAAGAUUGCUCAUGGUACUGGAAGACCACCAGCAGAGUGGGGAAGAAAAACAAAUGAGGAAUUAGAACAAAUUAGAAAGAACCUUGAACCACCAAAGUAUGUUGAACAAGUUAAAGCAGAAGGUGAAGCUGCCAGACCACCAGUAGAGCCAAUCCCACUCGUCGUUCCAGAUCCUGAUGAGGUUGAAGAAACUGAUUCAGAUACUGUUGCUCCAGUUGAAGCCGCAGCCGCAGCUGAAGCUGAAGCUUAA